GCUAGGCUUACAAAUAUGUAACUACGAGUCGAAGGUCGCCGCUCGGAAAGUACCGCGAGGGAAGAGUUGCCGAGGCGCGGCAGAGUGUCGGUGAAGUUCGCCAUGGCCACUGCAGUUAGCACUGGCCGUGCAUGGCGGUCCGUCUCCGGUUUAGGGGCCGUCACAAGGGCUUGUCACGCGACAGCGCUCAGAACACAGUAUGACGCGCUGGUCAUCGGAGGAGGUCACAAUGGACUGGUCGCGGCAGCGUACCUUCAGAAAGGUGGCGUGAACACGGCUGUGCUGGAGCGUAGACAUGUGCUGGGCGGAGCCGCUGUUUCCGAGGAGAUCAUUCCAGGCUUCCAUUUUUCCCGGGCAUCCUACGUGCUCAGCCUGCUCAGACCCCACAUCUACAGGGACCUGGAGCUGAGAAAACAUGGGCUUAAAGUGUACAUGCGGGACCCUCACGCUUUUACCCCCAUGCUGGAGGAGGGGGUGGGGGGCCGCCCCCCCAGGUCUCUGCUGCUGUGGUCAGACAUGGAUCAGAACCUGCGUGAGAUCGGGAAGUUUUCGGAGAGAGACGCCCAGGCCUAUCCCGCCUUUAACACUCACCUGGAGAAGCUGGCAGGCGCCAUUCACCCCCUGCUGGACGCGCCCCCGGUGGACAUUCUUGGGGUCACCCAGGGGCCCCUGAGGAGACGGCUAGCUGCCCUUAGGACCCUGAGCCCCCUGAUAAAGUCCGGGUUUAAACUGGGAAAGAACAUUCCUGACUUCUAUGAGCUGAUAACUGCACCAAUACUAAAGAUUCUGAACCGCUGGUUUGAGUCGGAGCCCCUAAGAGCCACGCUGGCUACGGACGCUGUGAUUGGAGCCAUGACCAGCCCCUAUAACCCUGGUAGCGGGUACGUUCUCCUGCACCAUGUCAUGGGCGAGCUGGAGAAGAAGAAAGGGGCGUGGGGCUACGUGGAGGGCGGAAUGGGAGGCGUGUCCAAGUCCAUCGCCAAUUCGGCUCGCGCCCACGGAGCUGCCAUCUUCACUGAGCAGGAGGUGGAGCAGGUUUUGAUCGGUCAAGAUGGCCGCGCCGAAGGUGUCGUGCUGAAAGACGGGUCUGAAGUGCACAGUAAAGUCGUUCUGUCUAAUGCCACUCCGUACGUCACCUUCAAAAAGCUCACUCCGCAGGGGUCCCUGCCUCCAGAGUUCAUAAAAGCCAUAUCUCAGAUUGACUACACCUCUCCCGUCACCAAGAUCAACGUUGCUCUGGACCGGCUGCCUAAUUUCCUGGCUGCCCCCAACGCUCGGGACGGGACCCCCGGCCCGCACCACCAGUGCUCCAUUCACCUGAACUGCGAGAGCGUGGACGUGCUGGAGGCGGCCUAUCGGGAGGCGAAGCAGGGCCGCCCGUCUACACGGCCCAUGUUGGAGAUGUGCAUCCCCUCUGUGCUGGAUCCCACUCUGGCGCCCCCUGGCUGCCAUGUUGUGUCUGUCUUCACGCAGUUCACUCCUUAUUGGCUGGAGGGGGAGCGGGCUUGGACAGAGGCGGACAGAGAACAGUUUGCGAACACCGUGUUUGACUGGAUCGAAAGAUAUGCUCCUGGGUUCAAAAGCUCCAUAGUGGGCAAAGAGGUGCUGGCUCCCCCUGACCUGGAGCGGAUUUUUGGCCUGACUGGGGGGAAUAUUUUUCAUGGCGCAAUGUCAUUGGACCAGCUCUAUCUGGCACGACCUUUGCCCUCCCUCUCAGACUACCGCACACCAAUCAGAGGCCUUUAUCUGUGUGGCAGUGGAAGUCACCCAGGCGGGGGUGUGAUGGGGUCUUCAGGAUGGAAUGCUGCUAUGACCGUCCUCACAGACCUGCGCAGGGGCUGAGCGAGAUGAGCAAGGGGGGGUUGGGGGGUGGGGGUGGGGGGGGUGUGUGGUUCUGCAGCCCCACUCACCAGCUGCCCCAGAGCUUCCCUGCUUCACUACACCCUCCUCCCUCCCCCCCAACUGAUUCUGCACUUAUAGAGGCAGCUAAACUCACGGGGCAUGCACAUGCACACAUGCACCUACACACACACAUGCACACGUACACAUGCACCUGCACACACACAUGCACACGUAUACAUGCACCAGCACACACA
Anguilla rostrata (American eel) is the source of this 2096-nucleotide messenger RNA. It is a transcript of the gene pyroxd2, whose product is annotated as pyridine nucleotide-disulphide oxidoreductase domain 2. The transcript is spliced from 16 exons. Lineage: Eukaryota; Metazoa; Chordata; Actinopteri; Anguilliformes; Anguillidae. The coding region runs from base 103 to 1842 and encodes 579 amino acids. The record is from RefSeq and is a predicted model, not a curated record. Gene Ontology annotation, molecular function: oxidoreductase activity.